Oryza brachyantha (malo sina) is the source of this 1636-nucleotide messenger RNA. Its product is annotated as RHOMBOID-like protein 2. Gene Ontology annotation, cellular component: membrane. Gene Ontology annotation, molecular function: serine-type endopeptidase activity. The coding region runs from base 259 to 1398 and encodes 379 amino acids. NCBI's taxonomy places the organism in Eukaryota, Viridiplantae, Streptophyta, Magnoliopsida, Poales, Poaceae. The transcript has 6 exons. Gene Ontology annotation, biological process: proteolysis. The record is from RefSeq and is a predicted model, not a curated record.
UGAGAUGCAUUUCCUCCUCCUCUUCUUCUGCUAGUUGAGUCGUUGCGAUCUCAAUCUAUCGGAACAGCACGACAAGAAGAAGAAGAAGAAGAAACUUGAUACACGCUACGCUGGCGGCUGAUUCUUCUCUUCUCCCGCCAGCCGAGCCGAGCCGGCGCUAAUAAGCAACCACCCAAACUUGCUCCUCUUCUUCCGCAAUUACUCACAGUAGGAGUAGGAGGAGGCUGUUCCAUCCCCCGCCCCGAUUGAUUGAAUAAUAUGAAGCCGUCGCCGGCCAACCUCGACGUCCGCGUCGAGCGCCCACCCCCGCCUCUUAGGCCGCCGUCGACCCUCGACACACACCCGGGUAGGCUGAGGCUGAAGGCGCGCCCCUACUACCGCCGAUGGACGCCAUGGCUCGUCGCCGCCAUCACCUUCACCUGCGUCCUCGUCUUCCUCAUCUCCAUGUACGUCAACGACUGCCCCCGCCGCAACUCCGCCGACUGCGCCGCCGGCUUCCUCGGCCGCUUCGCCUUCCAGCCGCUCCGAGAGAAUCCCCUCCUCGGCCCUUCCUCUGCCACGCUGCUGAAGAUGGGAGCUCUAGAUGUUACUAAGGUUGUCCAUGGUCACCAAGGCUGGCGUCUGAUUACAUGCAUGUGGCUUCAUGCUGGAGUCGUUCAUUUGCUCAUCAAUAUGCUAUGCCUUCUAUUUAUUGGUAUUCGACUUGAGCAGGAGUUUGGCUUUGUGAGGAUUGGUCUGGUUUAUCUCAUUUCUGGUCUUGGUGGUAGUUUGAUGUCCGCCCUCUUCAUCCAAUCAAGUAUUUCUGUUGGUGCCUCUGGUGCUUUGUUUGGAUUGAUCGGGUCCAUGCUUUCUGAACUCAUAACGAAUUGGUCGCUCUAUGCAAACAAGGUGGCAGCACUACUAACACUAGUGUUUGUAAUUGUGGUGAACUUAGCUCUUGGGUUACUUCCAAGGGUAGAUAACUUUGCUCACAUUGGGGGCCUUGUUUCCGGAUUCCUUCUUGGAUUUGUUUUGUUUAUUCGACCACAGUUUGCCUGGUUAAAUCAGAGAAGAGUAGUGCCUGGACAACAACCUGCUCCUGUGAAACGCAAGCACAAGACAUACCAAUAUAUACUGUGGUUAGCUGCUGCUAUUAUGCUAAUUGUUGGAUUUACAGUGGCUAUAGUGAUGCUUUUCCGAGGAUAUAACGCAAAUGACCACUGUUCUUGGUGUCACUAUCUCAGCUGUGUUCCUACGAAAAGAUGGAAAUGUAACUCGUCACCAACAUAUUGCACGGUAAUGCAAGAAGCAAAUACCUUAAACUUGACAUGUGAAGGCACAAACAUACACCGGAGCUACAUUAUAGCGGAUGCGACACAAGACAAGAUCAACCAACUCUGCAACCAGCUUUGCAGUUAGCAGAAUCUUGGUUGCCCUCCCUGAGUUGAUCUCCUUGUAAAAAAAAUUACUAGUAUACAUUUUCCAUUGUUUGUGUACAUGAAUAGAUACAUGUUUGACAGACAGAAAAUAUAAAAGAAUUUACUGUACCUAUGAAAAAAAGAAUACACGAGUAAAUCUAUGCAGUGCCAUUAAUAGAUAAUAUAAAAGCAUUUACUGUACCUAUGUGGAGAAAUGAAUACAGGAGUGAAUCCAUCCA